Molecule: messenger RNA, 3162 nt
Organism: Cololabis saira (Pacific saury)
Lineage: Eukaryota; Metazoa; Chordata; Actinopteri; Beloniformes; Belonidae
Gene: susd2
Product: sushi domain containing 2
Exons: 14
Coding region: 52-2535 (827 amino acids)
Source: RefSeq, a predicted model, not a curated record
GCAAGUGGUUACUGAGAGUUGCUGUCUUUCUUUUUUUAAUGUACCAUAAAUAUGAGAGGAAACAUGAGCAGGAACAUUUUUCUCUGGGUAAUUCUUCUUAUUCUGUCAUCUACAACAGCUGGUGAAACAUGCAGAGGAAAGUGUGGCCGUGUAUUGGAGGAAUGCUCCUGCCAUGCGAAAUGUUUGUCUCUGUUAAACUGCUGUGCAGAUUACAACCAGUCCUGCUUCCAGGUGAGGCCUCAGUCCAGCUCCAUGCUGGGGGGAAGAGCUCUCCAGGUCCUCGGCCUGCUCCUUCACCCGGGUGGACGGCUUCUCUGCAGGUUCAAAGGUGAAAUUGUUCGAGAGGGGUUUAUUGAUGAGGAGGGCCACGCACACUGCAUCUCUCCUCUGCUGUAUGAGACGGGUUGGACACCAUUUGAGGUCUCGACAGAUGGAGUACAUUUUGACAGAUCCGGAGAGUACUUGUCAGUCCACCCCAGCAAAGCCGACCCGAGUCUUGAGGUCACCCUGGUGAACGCAACACAGUGGCAGAACUAUGGCACGCCGAACGUGGCGGGACGACUUGCAAUGACAUGGAACCCCACGUUAAUCAAGGCGGAAAAGGUCAGCAUAGAGCUGUGGGCCUACAGGGAGGUCAACGGGAGCGCGGCGCCAGGGACGUCCUCCCCGCAGGCCCAGCUGAGCUAUCUGUACUCUCUCGGCAGGAACCUGCCAAACACUGGUGUCUUCGCUUUUGUUCCUGAGCCAAAAGCAGACUUCUCUGACUGGGAGUUAGGGAAUAUCCGCAUCACUGCCAGCUCUAAAUCAGAGGGAGAAAGGGAUGUGCAGGGACUCUGGAGUGGGGGUCACGUGUUGGCGUGGCACCUGGAGCAGUCGUUCAGAGACGACUCUUCAGCCUGGGCGCUGGACAAAUGUCUGCAGUGGGAUGUCCUGGAGAAGACGCUGCCUGACUUCCUGAACGAGCUCAUUGGCUGUCCUUGCACAUUGGCCCAGGCCCGGGCUGAUACGGGCAGAUUUCACACUGACUACAGCUGUGACGUUGAGAGGGGCAGCGUGUGCACUUAUCACCCUGGGAGUGUCCACUGUGUACGAGCAGUUCAAGCCAGCCGCGCUCAAGGCUCAGGGCAGCAGUGCUGCUAUGACGGGACGGGGGCGCUGGUGCUGACGGGGGACUCCGUCGGCGGCGGCACGCCGGACAGGGCCCACGACUGGGGCGCUCCUCCGUACCGGGAGCCCCCUCGGGUGCCCGGGUAUUCCCACUGGCUCUACGACGUCACGAGUUACCACCACUGCUGCCUGUGGUCCAGUAACUGCCACGUCUACCUCAACCGCCGGCCUUCGGCGGGAUGUCUCAGCUACCGGCCACCGCGAGCAGGUGUCGUCCUCGGGGAUCUGCAUUUCAUAACAUUUGAUGGCGUCAGAUACACUUUCAGCGGGAGAGGAGAGUAUCAUCUUGUGUCGUCGCCGGACAGAGAGCUGAGUGUUCAGGCCAGAACGGAGCAGGUGAAACUCGAUGAUGGUUCUUCGGCUGGAACCACACAGCUGUCAUCAGUGGCCAUGAAGGAGAAGACCUCUGAUGUCAUCGAAGCACGCCUGGUAGACGACUCUCUUCAGGUGUUGAGGAACCAGAAGAUCCUCUCCUUCAGUGAGCAAAGACUGAUGGAUCUGAAGGGUGUGUUUGUGUUCGCCCCCGGUCCUCAGGAUGUGACGGUGAUGUUUCUCUCUGGUGUCGGUGUGGAGCUUCGCGUCCACGAAGGAGCCAUGGUAGCCACCGUCCUGCUUCCAGAAGACUUCUCCAACCGGACCACGGGUCUCCUCGGCGUCAUGAACUCUGACCCCUCAGAUGACCUUCUGACCCCGUGUGGAGAGGUCGUCUCCUCGGCCGACACCACCAUGGAGGAACUCUUCACCUUCGGGGCUGGAUGGAACAUUUCAAAGACAUCUUCUCUUUUCACAUAUGACACAAACUACCUUUUGGAUUCGUACUGGUUCCCCCCGAGCCAUGACCCCGCCUUCGUUCCUGCCUUCGCUCUGCCCGAGAGCCCCGAUGACCCUUUGGUAGCCGACAUGUUGUCAGUGUGCUCGGGCGAAGGGGCGCAGCUCUGCAAACACGACACCCUGAUCACCCGGAGCCUUGCGCGGGGAAACGCCGUUCUCAAGGCGUACCAGCGCCACCGGGCUCUAGUGAGCGCCCUGGAGCCAGUGGUGUCCUGUGGCUGGGUUCCCGCACCCAGGAAUGGGAGGAAGAACGGGACACAUUACCUGCAGGGGAACACCUUGAGCUUCACUUGCAAUGAAGGCUACAUGCUGUACGGGUCAUCGCAGCGCACCUGUACGGACGGAGGGACCUGGACCGGAGAGCAGCCUUACUGUUUAACAGAGGAUCAUGUGGGGUUUGUACUCGGCGCUGGCGGAUCCCUGGCAGCGUUGGUUGUGAUGGGAGUCAUGAUCACACUGCACAACAGGAAAACAGACAGGAAGAAAAAGCCGAAAGGCGAAUCACACGAGAUGGUGCCCACAGCUCAGACUUGCUAAACCCACGAAGCGCUCUCGGACUGCAGAACAUCUGCAAGACCAAAGUCAACAGCCACGACCGUUUGGAUGACCUUCCUCUCUUGACCUCUCGACCUCAUCAGGAAAACGUCUCACAUUAGCCUUUUGCUGUUUUGGUUUUGGCUCAUGAUUUUUCCCCUUGUUUAGUCUGGAAAUGCUCCAGUUUGUGGUAAAUGGCGCAUGGGGUGACGACAGAGGGAACUGAAGCCAAGGAAAAGAAUGUUUUUAUAUCCCUGUUUUGCAUGACUGAGCGCUCGAUCUUCACUAGAAAGACUACUGUCUAACAACUACGCAGAGAUAUCAUCAUUAAAAUCAACAUGUCCUUCUCUCCUCUAGUCUAAAAUAGGAGUGUGUGUUCACACCCGCGUCAGAUGUGAAGUGAACCUCAUCGUUUCUCGGUUGAAAACCUCUGAACUCGCGCACAGCCUUUGUGUGGACUCGUGGGCUUCAGUCAAAUGAAGGGCUUUGCUGAGUGACUGAGCCCGAAAAAAAAUGCUAAAAUGUUACAAUGAGGUCAACGUUUUUACACUUUUUUUUUUUUUUUUUUUUACUCGGGCUCCAAAUCUGUGCACGGCAGUGUAUGAAAGCGAAAUAAUUAAAGAAAAAUCU